CAUCACUAGUUGUUCAGUGAAUGGCCGUGGUGGUGAUAAAUGUUUGUUCUUCGUCCUAAAAUAAUAUUUUUAUGACGAUUGUAACUUCAAACUUACUUCAUCCUUUGUUUUGGUGGUGUUCAAAGGGUGACAAUGCUACGUUUCCUCAGCAGAAGAGGACGCUCUUCGAGCCAGAAUCGCAACAAGCAAGGUCAGAAACCUUCCAUUAACAAAAACCUCAUACAAUGCAAGGUAAUGUUGCUUGAUGACACCGAUUUGUCUAUUAAUUUGUCUAAAAAAGCCAGUGCUGCUGAUCUCUAUGAACAAGUUUUUUAUUCAUUGGACUUAAUUGAAAAAGAUUACUUUGGUUUACAAUUCACUGAUACAAAUAAUGUCAAGCAUUGGUUGGAUCCCACAAAAACUAUUAAGAAACAGGUGAAAAUUGGCCCACCAUAUACUUUACGGCUGAAAGUAAAGUUUUACUCUUCUGAGCCAAACAAUUUGAGAGAAGAAUUGACUAGAUAUCAGUUCUUUUUACAAUUAAAAAAGGAUAUUCUGGAAAGCAAGCUUGAAUGUCCACAUUCUACUGCUGUAGAACUGGCUGCCUUAGCCUUGCAGUCCGAACUUGGAGAUUUUGAUGAAAAUGUGCAUACACCAGCUACUGUUUCAGAAUUUAGGUUUGUGCCUAAUCAAACUGAAGAAAUGGAAAUUGAAAUAUUAGAAGAAUACAAAAAGUGUAAAGGACUUACACCAGCUCAAGCUGAAGUAAAUUAUCUUAACAAAGCUAAGUGGCUUGAAAUGUAUGGUGUUGAUAUGCACAUUGUUUUGGGAAAAGAUGGAUGUGAAUAUCACCUUGGUUUGACACCUACAGGUAUCUUAGUUUUUGAGGGACCCCAAAAAAUUGGUUUAUUUUUCUGGCCAAAAAUAAGUAAACUUGAUUUCAAGAAAAAGAAAUUAACAUUAGUGGUUGUUGAAGAUGAUGACCAAGGUCGAGAACAAGAACACACAUUUGUGUUUCGCCUACACAAUGAGAAAGCUUGUAAACAUCUAUGGAAAUGUGCUGUAGAACACCACACUUUCUUCCGCUUGCGAGCACCAGUUAAAGGUCCAUCUGCCAGACAAAACUUUUUCAGAAUGGGAUCAAGAUUUCAAUAUUCAGGUAAAACAGAGUAUCAAACAACUCAACAAAAUCGCGCUCGUCGUACUGUACAGUUCGAAAGGCGACCUAGUCAAAGAUUCGCGCGUCGCCAGAGUCACGUUUUGCGGGAGCGUGAAAAACAAAAUGUUGCUGCAAAAACUGACACAGCUGUCUCUUCAGAGCCAAGUAAUGAAAUGCCCAGUACAUCUGCUGAAGCAGCAAUAACACUUGUUCCUGAUACUGGCCUUGAUACAUUGUCUAGAAAGAGCAGUGCCAAAUCACAAAAAUCAACCCUCAUUGAUACUGCUGAAACAAAGGCAACAGAAAUCGGAGAGUCGUCUACUAAGAAUUUGCUCCAUGAUGAGCAACCUGAAGAAGUUUUGAUAUCGAAAGAUGAUGCUAUUAGCAACAAAGUAUUAUUUAAUAAAGCAGAAAAGACUGUUCAAGAAGAAAAGAAGAACAAUUUGACUCAACUUGUUAUUAAUAAGCCUUCUUGCAACUGCUCAUCACCAGUUACUGAUUCUAAUCCAUUAAAUGAUCUCUUAAUGAGCUUGGUAAAAGAAAAAUUAAACAAUGAUGAUUCCAAGAAUGAAGUUAAAAAAGAUCAGUUAGAUUCAGUUGAGAAAGAAGUACCCAACAACCAAGCAAAAUGUUACUUGUCAUCCACUAAAGCCCUUCCGCCUGGCCAACUUAAGUGCAAUAACAUUUUAAAAGCUCGCGAAAACGAAGUUAAAAUCAUUAAUGAGUCUACAAAUAUUAAUCUGUCCAUACCAUCUACACCAUCGCCGAAAAUUUUGAAUGAUACUCCCACACCAAAUAAUUCUCAAUAUGUGUCUAUAGUGGUUGUAGAGCCUCCUCACACUCAAGCAAAGGUGUCUUCUCCAAAAUUGCCUGAAAGGAAAGAAGAUGUGACGCCAAAAUCACAGCCGAUAUCUUCACUCUCACCAUGGCUUGUCACUUCAGAGCCUAGUUCGCCAUCAGGCAUCGGAGAAAAGGAAAUAACGAUAAUUCAUCGUAAAUCUGUUAUUACAACUCAAUUGUAGAUUAUUUGUAGGUGAUUUAUCAUUAUGUAGGUAAUAACAGGUGAGCCUAGUUCAAGAUUGUAAGCAUAACUUACUUAUUUAAAAAUAUUAGAUUUAUUUUUUGUUUGAAAGUUAUAUUGCUUUCUAGUUUUAAUAGUGCCUUACGACUUAAGUAACGAUAAAUUUUAUUUAUCAGCGUUGACCAACGCCUAUUGGUGAUAAAAUAAUUUAUUAAGAAAGAAAAUUGUACUUAAUUAAAUAUAUUUUAAUGGUGCUCUCCUACUGUAUGGCCACAGGUAUGGCGAACCGCCAUUGGCGACAUUGGAUGACGAUAAAACAUCAAUGCAAUGUUUUACCUUAUUUGGGUAGUAAAUCGUAAUGAUGUACCUAUGCUCUUGUGCCUUUUAUGUGUAAGAGUUUCAGAAUUACUAUUUUUAC
Pectinophora gossypiella (pink bollworm) is the source of this 2577-nucleotide messenger RNA. RefSeq names its product band 4.1-like protein 5. The coding region runs from base 133 to 2160 and encodes 675 amino acids. Gene Ontology annotation, cellular component: cytoskeleton. The transcript has 2 exons. Gene Ontology annotation, molecular function: cytoskeletal protein binding. The record is from RefSeq and is a predicted model, not a curated record. NCBI's taxonomy places the organism in Eukaryota, Metazoa, Arthropoda, Insecta, Lepidoptera, Gelechiidae.